Messenger RNA from Lachancea nothofagi CBS 11611, 450 nucleotides. The record is from the annotation of a GenBank genome assembly. Lineage: Eukaryota; Fungi; Ascomycota; Saccharomycetes; Saccharomycetales; Saccharomycetaceae.
AUGUUUUGUGCUAAGAUUCUAGGUUCAAUAACUCGUGGUACGCCCAACGUAGCUUCUAGGUGCUUUUUGGCAGCUAAAAAUGUAUCUCAUGAUUACUCCACACAAAUAUCACUAAAGGUGGCUCCCAUAAAACGUGUGGGCGAAACCGUGGAACGCAAGAGAGCCCGUCUAGUAUAUCAGUCGCGCAAAAGAGGCAUAUUGGAGACCGAUUUGCUUCUCUCUCGUUUUGCAGCCAAGCACUUAAAUUCCAUGACGCCACAAGAGUUGGAAGAAUACGACUCGUUGCUCGACGAGCUUGACUGGGAUAUUUAUUAUUGGGCAACGAAAAACUACACGAUUACACCUCUGCCUGACAAGUUUAAGGACUCGAAGCUGCUGUUGAAAUUGCAAGAGUUUAGUGAGAACAAGGAAAAGCAGAUUUUGAGAAUGCCCGACUUACACCAGAAGUGA